Molecule: messenger RNA, 441 nt
Organism: Etheostoma spectabile (orangethroat darter)
Lineage: Eukaryota; Metazoa; Chordata; Actinopteri; Perciformes; Percidae
Product: protein furry homolog-like
Exons: 3
Coding region: 1-426 (141 amino acids)
Biological process (GO): cell morphogenesis; neuron projection development
Cellular component (GO): cell cortex; site of polarized growth
Source: RefSeq, a predicted model, not a curated record
AUGACUGGCUCUGAUAGGUUGAGGUUCAUCUGCGAUGAUGUUGAGGUGCUGAUGUCACCGCCACCAUGCUCCCCAUCUUCAUCCAACAACUCAGCAUACAUAGCGUGUAAGGAGCCAGCUCGUGGUACUUUCUCUGGGGGCUCGAUAAAAUAUACUUCAAUUGACAGGUACUGUGGCCCCAACACUGGCAAUGUACACAUCAUCGCAGACCUGUAUGCUGAGGUCAUUGGAGUCCUUACACAGUCAAAGUUUCAAGCAGUGAGGAAGAAGUUCAUCACAGAACUGAAGGAGCUCAGGCUAAAAGAGCAGAGUCCCUAUGUGGUCCAGAGCAUCAUCAGUCUCAUCAUGGGCAUGAAGUUCUUCCGGGUGAAAAUGUAUCCUGUGGAGGAUUUUGAGGCUUCUUUUCAGUUCAUGCAGGUAAAUUAAAAAGUCAUUUUUUCA